This is a messenger RNA of Lachancea meyersii CBS 8951, 384 nucleotides long. Lineage: Eukaryota; Fungi; Ascomycota; Saccharomycetes; Saccharomycetales; Saccharomycetaceae. The record is from the annotation of a GenBank genome assembly.
AUGCUAAGACAGGCCAUCAGAAGAGCGUCGUCUCUCCCACCACAUGCUCUAAAACCAGCUUACGGUCCUGGCGACAAAGCCGCCGCCAAGGUAUUCAGAGAAGCCGCCCAAAACACUCAUCACCACGCUAAGGAAACCUCUGGUUUGUGGCUCAAAAUUUCGAUGUUCGUAGCUGCCCCUGCCAUCGCUUUGGCUGCCGUGAACACUUACUUCGUCGAAGCCGAACACGCUGAACACCGUUCGCAUUUGAAACACGUUCCUGACUCCGAAUGGCCCAAGAACUACGACUACCAAAACAUCAGAACCAAGCCAUUUUUUUGGGGUGACGGUGACAAGACUUUGUUCUGGAAUCCUAUCGUCAACAGACACAUCACCGACGAGUAA